Actinia tenebrosa (Australian red waratah sea anemone) is the source of this 1396-nucleotide messenger RNA. RefSeq lists its product as uncharacterized. The record is from RefSeq and is a predicted model, not a curated record. NCBI's taxonomy places the organism in Eukaryota, Metazoa, Cnidaria, Anthozoa, Actiniaria, Actiniidae.
AUCUUGAGUAAAUUGGUCACAACACUUCUGGAAGUACUGAUAUAGGCGCCAAUUGACUUUUCUAUUAUUAAUAAUAAUAUUAGAAACUCAUCCAAAAUUAGAGGGUUUUAUUCUUAAACUUAGUUUUAUUAAGUGAAAUUCAGAAGUGCCGAGUACAAGGAAAAACUAGUUGUCCAAUUUGAAGUCAUAGCAAAGAGACUCGAUCAGUCAGAUCAUGCGGCAGUUUACACAAGAUGAUGAUUCUGGAGAUAUAGUUAAAACUACAGUAAAAAAUCCUCCAUGGGGAACAGAACCAGAGACUCCUGCUUCAGCAUCAGCUGGUAGAAGAAAAGGCUUUCCAUGGACAACAUAUGCCAGGGAUUAUAUUGGUGUGCCUGGAUCCGUGGCUUUGCCACAGAGAAUGAGAACAGCAGAUCACCUCCCUAGGGGAUGGCCAUUUGAAAGGUCGCACUACGCAGGGACCUUUAGGACUCCUCCAGUCCAAUAUAGCAGACACAGCGCACCAACACCAAUCUCUGUCCAUCGAAAAAAUAAUCCCCAUCCUCGCCUACACGAUCCAUGGCAUUAUCCAGAUAAGACAUAUCUAGUGUGGAGGAAUGACGUUGCUGCUGAAGCUCCACGUGAAGUCAAGUCAGCUCCUGUCAACAUACUACAAACUGAUAAACAUCGGUGGUUUUCCACCACUUAUAAUACGACAUUCCAAGGCAAACCGCUUGUUCCGCAAAACUAUAAGCAACGUAACCCAUGGAAACCUGAUAGAUUUAGGCCCGAUUCAAAAGCCCAAACACCUGCCCUUCACUGGCAGUCCAUGACGACGCAUGAUUAUAAAGGAGGACAUGGUAAACCUUCGACAACUGAAAGGCCAUACGACAUGUCUUGGAGUAAUCUCAGCAUGUGAUGUUGCCCAAUGAUAUGCUUCAUCAAUACAAUUAAUUUCACAAUCCAAACAAUUCUUUAAGGAUGAUAUGGGGUCCUUCAGCAAGGAAUGACGUGAUAAGGAAAUCAGAGAAUACAUUUGAUAAAACUAUCCUCUUUUUUACCUUUAUAAAACCAAACAUUUGACCCCAAGCUACCCCAUGAUGCACUGCCGAAACCAAAAGCUUGUUACUAUACGUUUUGAAUUCCCAGACAGAUAAGCACCGAGCUACAGUAAACAAAAUUCGUAAUUUUUGAGCACCUAUUAAGUUUUAAAGUUUGUGGGAAGAUGUUAAAUAAGAUUAAUGUUUGAAUGUGAAGAUUCCAGACCUCUAGAUCUAACAAACUUUGACCAAUAACUGAAGAAUAUUGAAUAUUAUGAAUAAUAAUUGAAUAAUUUUUUUUUAAAUUGUGGACAACUAAUGAAAGUGCAUGCAGUAAACCAGUGAAAAUGUUUAAAAGUAAAUAGUGCAAAAUCCUA